UAUCCGCGUGAAAGCAGGAGUGACGUUGGCUGCAGCUGUCAGUCCAUACGUCAUGAACGUUGAUUGCACAGAUGCCGUAACCGCCGUCAGUUCAACGUUUACCCAGCCAGUCCUUGAUAAGCCGCCGACAUUUGUAUCUGGGAUUCCUGGGAAUUCCCCUGACGUCUCAGACGACAAUGUGAUUGCGACGUCACUGGGAAAGUUCACAACUACGGACCCUGAUACCACGUGUUCUGUGACGUUACCUGUGACAACCGUUUAUGAGAUCAGAAAAGUGGCGUCACCGACCGAUCCCCAGAAACCGGCCGCCGGUUUUCACCGCACUGCCUGCGACCGGAACUAACAUUUUCGACGGUCUUAAGCACGCCACCGAGACCCUUCACACGUUCAGCGUCACCGAUAGCGACGACGCCGUUAACUGCUCUGCAAGAGUGCCGGAAAACGCCCUUUUUGAAGUGAUUGCCGGUGUCGCAUCAAGGUUUACAAUUAACGUAAAGGCGGGGGUAACGCUAAGAGCAGCGAACGGACAUUACGUCAUCAACGUCGACUGCUCAGAUGGCGACAAUGACGUCACUGCGACGUUCACACAACCAGUGAUUGAUACGCCGCCGAGUUUUGUAUCCGGGAUCCCCGGAAGUUCCCCUAACGUCUCUGACUCCACUGUCACACAGAUGUUACUCGGGAAGUUUACAACUACCGACCCGGAUACGGCGUGUUCUGUGACGUCACCAUCCACCACCGUGUAUGAGAUCAGAAAUGUGACGUCACCGGUGAAUGUUUCUCAACCAGAAUUUGAAGUCAGGAUCUCUAGCACCGUGACUGAAGCUGCCAUCGACUUCAACGACCAGGCCGUGCCGUUGACGUUAACGAUACGGUGUACUGACGGCAACCCCGUCAACGUCAUCACCGGGACUUUCAACGUCAAUAUCGUUGAUGAGGAUCCAGUUCUAACGUCGUUUCCUAUGACGUCAUAUCAGUUCCUAGAAGACACUUCCGUUUCCGCUCUGGAGCUAAACUCAUUCAGCCUUAAAGAUUCUGAUGACGUCGUAUCUGCUUGAUGUCAUCUGUCAAAUCUGAAAAUCAACGUCAAAGCGUUUCAGAUUUGGUACAAGGGACGCCCGCGAGCGUCCUUGAACUAUGACGUCACGCCCGUUCAUAACAUCGGGAUUAUUUGCGACGACGGCAAAGUCUUUAGCGCGAGAUAUUAUUACGCAGUGGAUCUGGAAAACAACGUAAGUAAUCCAAGACGAAGAACAGCCCAACUGUAUGUCUGUCAUGGAUUAUACUUGGUAUACUAACA
Dreissena polymorpha is the source of this 1300-nucleotide messenger RNA. RefSeq lists its product as uncharacterized. The coding region runs from base 261 to 1058 and encodes 265 amino acids. The transcript has 8 exons. Lineage: Eukaryota; Metazoa; Mollusca; Bivalvia; Myida; Dreissenidae. The record is from RefSeq and is a predicted model, not a curated record.